AUGGUGAAUGUAACCUCCAAGACUGGAUUCCUCCUUAUGGGCUUCUCUGAUGAGCGUAAGCUUCAGAUUUUACAUGUGGUACUGUUUUUGUUGACUUACCUACUGGCUCUCACAGGCAACUUGCUCAUCAUCAUCGUUAUCACUCUGGACCAUCGUCUGUACUCCCCUAUGUAUUACUUUCUGAAGCACCUCUCUCUUCUGGACCUCUGCUUCAUCUCUGUCACUGUUCCCCAGUCCAUUGCAAACUCCAUCCUGGACAUUGGCUUCAUCUCCCUUGGUCAGUGUGUGCUGCAGGUUUUCUUCUUCAUAGCUCUAGCCUCAUCAGAAGUGGCCAUCCUCACAGUGAUGUCCUAUGACAGGUAUGUGGCCAUCUGUCGUCCACUGCUGUAUGAGACAAUAAUGGAACAACGUGCCUGCAGGUAUGCAGUGCUGGCAGUGUGGGUGGCAGGAGGCCUCUCUGGGCUCAUGCACACAGCCGUUAACUUCUCAAUUCCUCUUUGUGGGGAUAGAAUUAUUCAUCAGUUCUUCUGUGACAUUCCCCAAAUGCUGAAACUAGCCUGUUCUCACACAUUCAUCAAUGAAAUUGCAAUGGCUGCAUUCACAACCUCUACAGCCUUUGCCUGUCUGAUCUCCAUUGUAUUUUCCUAUGUUCAGAUCUUCUCAGCAGUGCUGAGAAUGCCCUCAGCUGAUGGUCGGACCAAGGUUUUCUCCACCUGCCUACCCCAUUUGUUUGUAGUCACCUUCUUCCUCUCUACCACAGGCUUUGAGUUUCUAAGGCCACCAUCAGAUUCCCAGUCAGCUGUGGACCUCAUGUUCUCCAUCUUCUACACUGUGAUACCUCCAACACUCAAUCCAGUUAUCUAUAGCUUGAGAAACAAAGCCAUGAAGGCAGCUCUAACGAAAGUGCUGUCGAGAGAAGAGAUUUCUCAGAGAAUUAUGCAUCUCAAAGUUAUGUUCAGACUCUAA
Messenger RNA from Nannospalax galili (Upper Galilee mountains blind mole rat), 966 nucleotides. Its product is annotated as olfactory receptor 14J1-like. Gene Ontology annotation, biological process: G protein-coupled receptor signaling pathway. The record is from RefSeq and is a predicted model, not a curated record. NCBI's taxonomy places the organism in Eukaryota, Metazoa, Chordata, Mammalia, Rodentia, Spalacidae. Gene Ontology annotation, molecular function: olfactory receptor activity; G protein-coupled receptor activity; odorant binding. Gene Ontology annotation, cellular component: membrane. The transcript has a single exon. The coding region runs from base 1 to 966 and encodes 321 amino acids.